This is a messenger RNA of Arctia plantaginis, 240 nucleotides long. The record is from the annotation of a GenBank genome assembly. NCBI's taxonomy places the organism in Eukaryota, Metazoa, Arthropoda, Insecta, Lepidoptera, Erebidae.
AUGGAAGCACAAUUUAGAAAACUGACGUUUUUAGUGAUUAUUUGUACGCAAUUACCAAGUCUAGUAAAAGCAGCUCCCAAGGAACUACCCAUUGUAUGGUCAACCCUAAUGGAUACAUUGAACGACAUCUCCCUUCAGGUGGCUAAAGAAGCCAAAGCUGUUGGCAAUAUCAUGAAUGUAUUCUUUCAAAAAACUGGACCGUAUUCUAGAGUUCUGACUUGGGAUAUAUCGGAUUUCUAA